GUCGACUCCCGCCCAAAACCUGCAGCACCACAUCUUCACUCACCGUUGCACUCGCCUAGCCUAUUAGCAGCAACCAUCUAAUUUUCUGUUAUUAUCUCCCCAUUGAUACAGCUGCCCCCUCCCCUACACGUCUUUACCAUUCUGGUCUUCCCCGAAGCAUCUCUGAUCUUGCCCAGAUCAUGCCACCAACAGUAAUCAGGACCUGCCCGUCGGCAGACGACGACUUCCAGCCCCUGAGCGAGUACCAGGCCCAGACUCCCAACACCUUCUUCGAUAGCAAGCCUAUCCUCUACUACCACGAUGAGAACGUAAAGGCGUGGGUCUCGGGCGAGCAGCACGAGCAGCUCUACUUCUUUUCCAAGGCCUCGGGAGACGACGAUCUUGCUCUGUAUCCCACUCCACCUGAGUCUCGUGCGCUCAAGGACGGAGAUAAGCACUAUCGAGAGGAGAAGGUUGAGGUUUUCGUUGCAUCCCACAAAUUGAUCAUCUUUUCUCACAAGAGCGGGACCGGUAUCGAGAUACCUUACCCGUCUAUUACCCUCCACGCCAUUAAGAAUUUCCGGCUCGAGGAGGGAAAUGAUGACGCUUCAUCCAAGUUCAUCUCUGUUUAUAUGCAGCUCGAGUUAUCUAGUUCGGGUGACGAUGAGGACGAGGGCUCGGACCCGCUUGAGCUCUUCCUCAUCCCGUACAAGGCGUCGCCGCGGGAGAAUCCAUCCGCCGAGGGGGCACCGGCCAUCGACCCCCUGAGCGCCGAGAGAGCCACCGCGCUAUUCAACCAGAUCUCGGCGUGCUCGAAUCUGCACCCAGACCCGGCAGACGAGGAAGAGGAGGACGGCGACGACGAGUUCGACCGCAUCGUCUUCGAGGGAAACGUCGAGGGCAGCGAAAUCGACGGCCUGCCCGGCGUCCUGAGAGGAGACAGCUCGGGCGGCCUGCCGCCGCCCAUGCCGGGGAGCUCGGGUUGGAUCACCGCCGACAAUGUCGACCAGUAUUUCGACGCCGACGGCAACUGGAUCGGCCGAGAAGGCGUCAGCGGCGAGCUGGGGGACGGCGCGGGUCGCGUUCGAGGGCGCGACGAAGUGGAACAGGACGGCGUGAAUGGGCUGCAGAACGGUGAAGACGUCGACCCGAAGCGUCCACGAACCGAAUGAAAGCGUCACUGGUGGUAUGGCGUGCCUCGCAUUCUACGAGGCCACAUGUCCCCGCCGAGGUGUCCAUAAACCCAGAGGAGUUGCGGGAUCCGCAUCUGUUCUACAGGCACCCUAGUAGCUAUACUGCCGUCAUAGUAUCGAAUAGUACCCCUUGACCCCCAAGGCACGGGGGAGCGAGAUAGAAUUGCCUAUCCUACCUAACUCGCGGCUCGUGCCAAAUUAGAGUCCAUGGGCACUGUCCACGACGUGGGAAGCCCGUGA
Durotheca rogersii is the source of this 1412-nucleotide messenger RNA. RefSeq names its product regulator of volume decrease after cellular swelling-domain-containing protein. Bases 180 to 1151 code for a protein of 323 amino acids. NCBI's taxonomy places the organism in Eukaryota, Fungi, Ascomycota, Sordariomycetes, Xylariales, Xylariaceae. Gene Ontology annotation, cellular component: spliceosomal complex; cytosol. The record is from RefSeq and is a predicted model, not a curated record. Gene Ontology annotation, biological process: mRNA cis splicing, via spliceosome. The transcript has 3 exons.